CAGGCAGCGCGGUCGGCGGCGCCUGUUUCCCGCCAUUGUGCGAAGUGGAGGCUGUGGCCCGCGCGCCGCGCCAGCCGGUCGCCAGCAGCUUUUCAGCAGCGGCUGCUGCAGCCGCCGCUCCCUGAGGCGCAGGGAGGUCAGGCGGCCCGCGUGCCGCGGCUCGUCCUGCGUGGGAGGGCGCGGCGAGGAACGGCCGAAGCCCUGAGAGGAGGAGGCGGAGAAGGGGUGCCGGCCGCCCGGACGCGCUCGCCCCGCGGAUCGCCGCCGCCCGGGCAGCGCCGGCCCUUCGGCGACAUGCCCUGCGGGGAGGACUGGCUCAGCCAUCCGCUCGGCAUCGUGCAGGGCUUGUUCGCCCAAAAUGGAGUUAAUCCUGACUGGGAGAAGAAAGUCAUCGAAUAUUUUAAGGAGAAGCUGAAGGAAAAUAACGCGCCUAAGUGGGUACCAUCACUGAAUGAAGUUCCCCUUCAUUAUUUGAAACCUAACAGUUUUGUGAAAUUUCGUUGCAUGAUUCAGGAUAUGUUUGACCCUGAAUUUUAUAUGGGAGUUUAUGAAACGGUUAACCGAAAUACAAAAGCACGUGUUCUUCAUUUUGGAAAAUACAGAGAUGUAGCAGAGUGUGGGCCUCAACAAGAAGUUGAUUUAAACUCUCCUCGAACCACCACUUUGGAAAGACAGACUUUCUAUUGUGUUCCAGUGCCUGGGGAAUCGACGUGGGUCAAAGAGGCCUAUGUUAACGCAAACCAAGCUCGAGUUAGCCCCUCGACAUCCUACACUCCCAGUCGUCACAAGAGGAGUUAUGAAGAUGAUGAAGAUAUGGACCUUCAGCCCAGCAAACAGAAAGAGCAGCAUGCGGGUGCCAGACAAGCAGGGAGGGUUGGUGGUCUUCAGUGGUGUGGAGAGCCAAAACGCUUAGAGACUGAAGCUUCCACUGGACAACCGUUGAGCUUCCUGAACGUGUCUUCUCCUUUUGACCUGAACUUCCCCCUGCCAGGAGAGAAAGGCCCCGCGUGCCUUGUGAAGGUCUAUGAGGACUGGGAUCGCUUCAAAGUCAAUGAUGUUCUUGAGUUAUAUGGCGUACUCUCUGUGGACCCCGCGCUAAGUAUUCUGAAUAGUGAUGACAGGGACGCCUCCUCGCUCCUGGACCCGAUGGAAUGCACAGACGCCGCGGAGGAGCAGCGUGUCCACAGCCCCCCGGCCUCCUUGGUGCCGAGAAUCCAUGUGAUUCUAGCCCAGAAGUUGCAGCACAUCAACCCACUGUUGCCUGCUUGCCUCAACAAAGAGGAGAGCAAACCCUUUGUCUCAGGCUUCAUGUCCGAACUGUCUCCAGUCAGAGCAGAGCUGCUGGGGUUCCUCACUCAUGCCCUUUUGGGAGAUAGUUUGGCGGCCGAAUACCUUAUAUUACAUCUCAUCUCUACAGUAUAUACAAGAAGAGAUGUUCUACCACUAGGAAAAUUCACACUGAACUUGAGUGGCUGCCCACGGAGUAGUUCCUUCACAGAACACUUAUAUCGGAUUAUUCAGCAUCUUGUUCCAGCAUCUUUUCGUCUCGAGAUGACCAUAGACAACAUGAAUCAUUUGAAGUUCAUUCCCCACAAAGACUAUGCUGCCAACCGCUUGGUCAGUGGCCUCCUGCAGCUGCCCAGCAGCACAUCUCUCGUAAUUGACGAAACUCUUCUGGAACAAGGGCAGCUGGACACACCAGGCGUUCAUAAUGUGACUGCCCUGAGCAACCUAAUAACUUGGCAGAAGGUGGAUUAUGACUUCAGUUACCACCAGAUGGAAUUCCCCUGCAAUAUUAAUGUUUUUAUUACUUCCGAGGGGAGAUCACUCCUCCCGGCAGACUGCCAGAUCCACUUGCAGCCGCAGAUCAUUCCACCGAACAUGGAGGAGUACAUGGACAGCCUCCUCUCGGCGGUGCUGCCUUCUGUCUUGAAUAAGUUCCGGAUUUACCUGACCCUUCUGAGGUUCCUGGAUUACAGCAUAUCUGAUGAAAUAACCAAGGCAGUUGAAGACGAUUUUGUGGAGAUGCGCAAGCAUGACCCUCAGAGCAUCACUGCCGAUGAUCUCCACCAGCUGCUCGUGGUAGCGCGGUUUCUGUCCCUCAGCGCUGGUCAGACAACGCUGUCCAGAGAGCGAUGGCUAAGAGCCAAGCAGCUAGAGUCUGUGAGGAGAACCAGGCUCCAACAGCAGAGAUGCGUGAACGGAAAUGAACUCUAAAGAUGCUGCCUCUGGAGAGCAGUGUGCAACUUCUACCCACGUUAUUGUAAAAUCCAAAUAUCAUUUAUACCACAUUGUUUUGUAGAUAAUUUGUAUUAAAACCAAUGACCUUUCCUGAAAUCAAGCCUAAUAACAUCUGAAGUUUAUACGAUGUUCAGUGAGAGCUUUUAUCUUACUGAUUUUAUGGAGCUUUUGAAGUUCGUUUUAUAAUUAUAUAAAUUAGUAACAAUGUACAAAAAAAAGUAUUUGAUAUUAAAGUUUAAU
Orycteropus afer afer is the source of this 2481-nucleotide messenger RNA. NCBI's taxonomy places the organism in Eukaryota, Metazoa, Chordata, Mammalia, Tubulidentata, Orycteropodidae. The record is from RefSeq and is a predicted model, not a curated record.